AUGACUUCCACCGACCGAUGCCGACUCCCUGUCUGGCUGUCUCCGGCCUGCCGCCGUUCAUAUCUGGCAGAAUUCAUCUCCACCUUCUUCUUCGUCUUCGCUGCCGUCGGCUCCACGAUCUCCGCCCGAAUGCUAACUCCCGACGUUACGUCGGAAGCCUCGUCACUUGUUGCGACGGCGCUAGCGCAGGCCUUUGCCCUGUUCGUAUCCGUCUACAUUGCCAGCGACGUCUCCGGCGGCCACGUCAACCCCGCGGUCACGUUCGGCCUCGCUGUCACCGGCCACAUCAGCGUUCCCAUGGCCCUCCUCUACUGCAUUGCUCAGUUGCUAGGCGCCACCUUCGCCUGCUUCCUCCUCUGGGUCGCCUCAGCCGGACAGGCGAUCCCCACGACAGGGAUAGGGGCGGAGAUGACUGGGUUUGGUGGGGCGGUGGUGGAAAGCGUUAUCACCUUCGUGCUGGUGUACACGGUGUACGAAGCGGCGGACCCGAGGGGUGGUGGAAGCGGUGGCGAGAGGAGGAGAAACGGGGAGCGAAGGGUGGCGGCGUCUCUGGCUGCGGCGCUCGCUGCGGGGGCGUGCGUGCUGGCGGCCGGUUCCUUGACGGGUGGGUCGAUGAACCCGGCACGGUCUUUCGGACCGGCCGUCGUCAGCGGCAACUUCAAGAACCAAGCGGUCUACUGGGUCGGGCCUCUAGUCGGUGCGGCCCUCGCUGCCCUGCUGCACCAGAUGGUGGUCUUCCCUUCCCCUUUUCCCGCCGUGGACUCCAAUUCCACCUCCAGCGUUACGAUGGCGGUGUAG
Molecule: messenger RNA, 798 nt
Organism: Zingiber officinale
Lineage: Eukaryota; Viridiplantae; Streptophyta; Magnoliopsida; Zingiberales; Zingiberaceae
Product: probable aquaporin TIP5-1
Exons: 2
Coding region: 1-798 (265 amino acids)
Biological process (GO): transmembrane transport; water transport
Cellular component (GO): membrane
Molecular function (GO): water channel activity
Source: RefSeq, a predicted model, not a curated record